This is a messenger RNA of Vanessa tameamea, 973 nucleotides long. RefSeq lists its product as uncharacterized. The transcript has a single exon. Lineage: Eukaryota; Metazoa; Arthropoda; Insecta; Lepidoptera; Nymphalidae. The record is from RefSeq and is a predicted model, not a curated record. The coding region runs from base 93 to 848 and encodes 251 amino acids.
UCAAAAUCAUCAAAACAUCUUAAAUGGAAAAAUAAUUACAUAAAUAUUACCAUGUUGAUGUCCGACAAAAGGCACCUCAACGAAUAACCAUAAUGCCAAAUUGCAAUAAAAUAAAAAGACCAUGCAAAAUCUGCUUUGAAACAGUUUCCGAGAAGAACGGUAUACAAUGUCAAGGUGCGUGUCAGACUUGGGUGCACUUUACCUGCUUAAAUUAUACACCUGGGAAGAUUAAAGAUAUAAAAGCUGGCAUAAUAAAAGUUACCUGCCCUUGUCCAGACUGUAAUACAACUCUACCAAAGGAAUAUCGUAAAGAUGAGCCGUUUAGCUGUAACAAUACAAAAUGUCCCGCAAAUCACUUACCAAAAUGUGGGAAUGUGACAUGCCCCAUUAAUAAGGGUGUGGUCGUUGAUGAGCUUCCAACAGCCACCUGUGCUUUAGAUAGAUGUGGGAAGAGCUGCAAGACAUACAGUCACCCACAAUUGUAUACUGAACCAGAGCCGCAGCCUAUACCACCGUGUGCGCCUCCAAAAUAUUAUGAGUCACCUUCGACAUCAGGUUCUGUAGAUGGUUGUCAUGAUUUUAACAAAUGCCCAUCUGGAUGCGCUUUAUUUCAAGAUAUUCCUGGUGAUUAUGGACGGUAUUACGAUGCAACUGCUCCAUCUAUGGGUACGCUUGAACAAAUAUGUGCCACAGUUGGGCAACUUACAAACCAAAUUAACAAUCUUAUGUCAAAAAUGCAUCAAUCAGGCAAAGAUAAAAGUGAAGGAAAUUCUUGUAUUCACAAGGGCCCUAGGUCCAAGUGUCCUAAGCCUUGUUUUUGUCCUGGGAACCCUGCACGAAAAAAUUGAUAGUUUUCUAUGAAAGAUAAUUAUUAACUGUAUUGUUCAUAUCUAUAACGUAAACUGUUGCAAUUAGAGAAUAAUAUCAUUCCUGUUUGUAAUAUAUUUUAAUUUAUGACAAUUAUAAUAUCAUA